AUGGUCGAAUAUCUCCAAUUCGUGUCUGACAUGACAGACGAACAAGUCCACGCCCUGACGGACCUGCUCGCCAUGCCGCCCAAGUACCUCCUGGCGGGCGGCGUCCCGGCACAGGAGUGGCUCGCCCGGCAGGAGGAGAAGAUGCUCCGUCUGCCCCGGGAGUUGACCAAGCCGACGGGGUUGGUCGACCGCACGCGCAUCGCCCUCGCGAAGAAGGGCCUCUCGACCGACAAAUGGUUGCCUCGGGUGUCCGUACUCUGCACGACACACGCGCUGCUCAACCCCUGGGUUGUCCACCGCGUCUUCCUACUACUGCAGCAUGAGGUCAUGCACCGCGUCAAUACCGUUCGCUACUACCGCGGCGAGCUCAAGACCCAGGAGGUCGUCGACUACUGUACCCAUGUCAGCGGCAUCUUGUCGCUAUUCAAGACCCCGACCGAGUUUGCCGCCAUCUGCCGCACAGAGUAUCCCGGGCACCUCCGCUUCGACCGUAUUGCGUCAGGCUGUGAGGCGUGUAUCCUCGCUGCUGUGGGCUCCAGGGCGCAGCUGCUCGUCGAUCUCAAGGCGAGCCUGCUGGGCCGCGCGGACAGGCGCAAGGAGCCGAGACUCAUGCGCUUCGUCGACCGGUGGAUGCAGUGCUUUGGGCCGGAGAACGAAGGUGAGUUGUUGCUGGCCAGCCAGCGGCUGGGCGAGCAGAUCCGCGCCAUCAACAAGUCUGAUGCGAAGAGGCGAAGGGAGGUCCGGCGGCUUAGGAAGGAGAAGAUCGCUGCCGUGGAGGCGGAGAAGGACGACAUGGAGAGACAAUUGAAGAAACAGCGCAUAACGGCCAGCCAGCUACGCAUGGGGCUGGGCGAGAUCGAUAAGAAUAUUGAGCGUAAGUAUGGAAAGGAUUGGGAGAAGGGGCGGUUCCACUCGACACAGUCUAGGCCUACGUCCGAAACCCCUGUGGUUCAGCAACACCGCGAGGAUCAGCGCCAUCCCGAGCCUCAGAUGUCCGGAGCACUUGGUGACGAGCGAGAGCCUCAGGAAAACGCCUUUGACCUUGAGCAUGAUCUCGGGCAUCAUCACGAGGAGAUCUAUUUCGAACAAGACGAGCGAAAUCUUGAUCAUGAGCAGCGGCUCGAACAGUCAAUCGAUGACUGGUAUCAACGCUCCGUCACGGCGGCCUCAAAAGCCCCGUCUAACGCCGAUCCCUUCGACUGGUCCGGCUCAAACCACGAUUUCCGUGACACGAGAUCGUUCGCGGCGAAGUCCGCCGUUCCGUCUCCGCUUCUGGUCGCGAAGGACACCAAAGACAGAGAAGUCGCCACGGCAAGCGAUGCGCCGGCUGUGCCUCGAAUCCCGUCCAAGUACGGCGUUUUUGAGAACCUCACUCGCGAGGAGCCUUACGCGCCGUCGAGCGUCUACUCCAGCGAUGAAAAGGGGUCUACUUUCACGCCUUCCCCGGCGAGCACACCGGUUGUGGCUCCUGAGAACAGGAGCUCGGCUGUUUUGCCUUUGACGGAACAGAACGUCUCGUCGGCACGAAACAGUGCUUAUAGUGCCCGCACACCACUAGACUCACCCGCCCGGUCACCUUCCCGUCAUUCGAAGAGGUCUCACAAGAGUAAGAGCAGUAAGAGCGCGAGCGUUAGCACUCUGAGACUGAGUGAGGAACAAAAAGAAGACAACAACAGCCAGCCUCGCUUCUCCGACCCCUGGAUUCCACGUUUCGAGCCAGAUGACGUACCCCUUCGACCCACCACCACAUCCGUGGUGUCGUCUGCCGUCUCGCCCGGCACAAGGCCCGCCUCCGACGAGUACAGGGCGAUGCAAGCUGAGCUCGAGGAUGCAUUCAGCAUGGUGGACCGCGACGACGCCGUGUCCGAUGAAAUCGUCCACCCGGACGACUCGGUCAGCCAGGUUCACCCUCGUCCACCAACUAGGAUGGGCACGGGGAAAACUACUCUGCGGAGCGUGACUGCGAGUGUUCGGCCGGCCAGGAACACUAGUAAAAAAAGCGACUCGACAAAGUAUUUGGGUCUGUACCGUGAUGAAUGA
Phaeoacremonium minimum UCRPA7 is the source of this 2040-nucleotide messenger RNA. RefSeq lists its product as hypothetical. Lineage: Eukaryota; Fungi; Ascomycota; Sordariomycetes; Togniniales; Togniniaceae. The coding region runs from base 1 to 2040 and encodes 679 amino acids. The record is from RefSeq and is a predicted model, not a curated record. The transcript is spliced from 3 exons.